This is a messenger RNA of Triticum dicoccoides, 1211 nucleotides long. RefSeq names its product zinc finger matrin-type protein 2-like. Gene Ontology annotation, biological process: mRNA splicing, via spliceosome. Gene Ontology annotation, cellular component: U4/U6 x U5 tri-snRNP complex; spliceosomal complex. The record is from RefSeq and is a predicted model, not a curated record. Gene Ontology annotation, molecular function: nucleic acid binding; zinc ion binding. The transcript is spliced from 11 exons. Bases 263 to 874 code for a protein of 203 amino acids. Lineage: Eukaryota; Viridiplantae; Streptophyta; Magnoliopsida; Poales; Poaceae.
GAAAAAACAAAAAAAAACAUCUCUGCGCUGCUUCGGCUCUCCCCACCGUCCUCGGCCCCCGGUGGAUCCCGCCCGUCGCCGCCGCCGGCCCUUGUUGGUGCUGCCCCGGCAGUUGCAACUUCGAAUAGCGCUGCCACCACCGCCUCCUCCCUCCCCGCCAGUCCCGGCGCCUGCGGCAAGCGCUCCUGGGCAGCUCCCUCCACCCACCUCCUGCCGUCAGAUCCCCUCGCUGUAGCAGCUGCUUGGCAGUGAACGGGGCAAGAUGUCUGGCGGAAAUCCUGCAGGCGUGGAUAACACUUUCCGUAGGAAAUUUGACAAGGAGGAGUACUUGGAGCGAGCUCGACAGAGAGAGCGGGAUGAGAAGGAUGAAGCCCGGAGAGGCAAGGAUAGGGGCCCUCCUGUGCAAAGACAGCCUUUGAAGCAUAGGGAUUAUGAAGUUGAUCUCGAGUCUCGUCUUGGUAAAACCCAGGUGGUAACCCCAAUCGCACCUUUGAGUCAGCAGGCUGGAUACUACUGUUCAGUAUGUGAGUGUGUUGUUAAAGAUUCAGCCAACUAUUUGGAUCAUAUAAAUGGCAAGAAGCAUCAGAGAGCAUUGGGCAUGUCUAUGCGUGUUGAAAGGGCGUCACUCGAACAGGUUCAAAAACGGUUUGAGGCACUUAAGAAGAGGAAGGACCCAGCCAGCUUCAGUGAACAAGAUUUGGAUGAGAGAAUAUGGAAACAGCAGCAAGAGGAGGAGGAGAAGAAGCGUCAGCGCAGAGAAAAGAAGAAAGAAAAGAAGAAAGAGCAGGCUGGCCAGAAUGAACCUGAGGACAUUGACCCUGAUGUUGCUGCUAUGAUGGGCUUCGGCGGGUUCGGCACCUCUUCAAAGAAGUGAAAAUUGCUACUUCAGGUGGCGUCAUUCCGUUGGUCUGUGGCUGCUGAAAACGUCGCCGUGGCUCUGUGCACCUGGAUCCCAGCAUAGGCCAGACACAGCUCUGAUGCAGAGCUGCAGUGUUGCGAUUAAUGUACUGGAGCCUUGUUUGCAGCCGCUACCUGAUAAUGUCAGCGAAACGAUACUUGACGCUGGAACAAUUCAGCUUCUGUAAUCGGUGACAGGUGAUCAUUUGAGAAGCAUUUCAUCUUUGAGAAAUGAGAUGACUGAUUCGUCUAGAUGCUGAUGUAUCAUUUGAGAGGCAUUUUAUCUUUGAGAAAUGAGAUAACUAAUUCGCUUA